UAUGUAGCAACAGCCCCGCUUGUUUGAGAGCGAGCUCCCGAAUCUCAACUCUGACAUCCAGCGAACGUGUCCUCUCCCCGCGGGAGGACUACACACAUGUGUGUCUCCUCUUCGUCUGCUACACCGAGACGGACUCACGCUGUGCGGAGGAUUGCCUCGCCGCCGUCGGUCAGCUGUGUUGUGGAUACGAUCCGGAGUGAAAACUCGACUGGAAUAUAUCUGGAGAGUCCCGACAUUCUGCCUUUGCCUGCAGUAGGACCUGUUGUCCCAGUCGUAGGUUGUGCAUUCGUUCCUCACCAGUGAUCCCCUAUGCUUGAGAGAACCUGGAGCCUGAGUCUGACAGGAUGGAUGGUGUGGACCUAAAGAGACUCGCAAAUCAACAUCAGCCCUCUGUCUCUCGCUACGGUGUUCAAUCCUUGUCUAUCUACGAGAGAACACCUCCAAUUCUACACCUCCAGUCUGUGUACUAUAUGUAUAAAGACUGAUCAGUGAAAAGACAGAAAGAGAUAGAAGUUGGAAGACUUUGUAUCUUGUUUCUUUUUAAAGCAGAGAUACAUAUUGAGUAUACAAGACUAUAUCACGGACAUGGAAAUAUCCUUGUUUUAAUUCUACUGUAGUUGUACCCCCUUACUCUUGGUGUGGGUGGUGGGAUGUCGAAAAAGCCAGAUGACAAAAUGGUGAAGUUCCUGGCCCCCCCCCAGAAGAGCGGAGAAGGUCCCAGUUCUGAUUCGAUGAUGAGUGAUAGCCGCCAACCGACAGAAGUGAGACGGCGGCAUCACACCAUGGAGCGUGACCGAUGUAACCCUGAGCACCGUUUCUUGCGUCGGAGUGUCAUCAGUGAUUCCAAUGCUACAGCACUGGCCCUCCCUUUACCCAGCAAGAUCCCCAUCCCUGCUCCCCAACGGGUUCAUCUACGUGACUCCGUCCCUCAGCGGCAGCAGGCUGCUGCUGCUUAUUUGCCCCGGACUGAAACAACCUUAGCUCAAAAUGAAACGUCUGCCGAUAGUGACAGAGGAGUAGUGGAAGGAAAAGACAUAGAAAUAGCUAAGGUGGAAGUAGUGCCUUUGGAACAGGAGCCUGCCAAUGUACAAGAUGUCUGUGAAGUAGAGGUGGUGGUAGUGUCCCACUCCGUACCAUGCUUGGAAAGAGAUUUGCCAAGUCAAACCGAAACUGAAGGCACCACUGAAGUGAAGUUGCAACCUGGGGAAGAGGAGGAAGAAGGAGAUAAGGACUCUGCUAAGAAACGGGCAGUGGCAGAGCAGAUAAAAGCUGAGAAAAAAGUGCAGGAUGACAUCGAAGAGUCAGAGUCGCUGGCAGUGGGAACAUCACCAGAUGGGCGUUUCCUAAAGUUUGACAUUGAACUUGGUCGGGGGUCCUUCAAGACCGUCUACAAGGCCUUGGACACUGAGACCACAGUGGAGGUGGCUUGGUGUGAGCUUCAGGAUCGUAAGCUGUCGAAGACAGAGCGGCAGCGCUUUAAGGAGGAAGCGGGCAUGUUGAAGGGACUGCAGCAUCCCAACAUUGUCCGUUUUUACGACUCGUGGGAGGGACCCUCCAAAGGCAGGAAGUGUAUUGUUCUGGUCACGGAACUCAUGACAUCUGGCACACUCAAAACAUAUCUGAAGCGUUUCAAAGUGAUGAAAAUUAAAGUGCUGCGGAGCUGGUGUAGACAAAUCCUCAAGGGUCUGCACUUCCUCCAUACUCGGACUCCCCCGAUCAUCCACAGGGACCUUAAGUGUGACAACAUUUUCAUCACAGGCCCAACAGGGUCUGUCAAGAUUGGAGACCUGGGCCUGGCCACACUCAAGCGUUCAUCCUUUGCCAAGAGUGUUAUAGGUACCCCUGAGUUCAUGGCGCCUGAGAUGUAUGAGGAGAAGUACGACGAGUCAGUGGAUGUGUAUGCCUUUGGAAUGUGCAUGCUGGAGAUGGCCACCUCAGAGUACCCUUACUCAGAGUGCCAGAAUGCUGCACAGAUCUACCGCAGAGUUACCAGCGGGGUGAAACCGGCUAGCUUCGACAAGGUGGCCAUUCCCGAAGUGAAGGAGAUCAUCGAGGGAUGUAUUCGCCAGAACAAGGAUGAGAGGUAUUCAAUCAAGGACCUUCUGAACCAUGCGUUCUUCCAGGAGGACACAGGGCUGCGCGUGGAGUUGGCAGAAGAGGAUGAUGGAGAGAUUGAGGCUAUGAAGUUGUGGCUGAGAAUUGAGGAUGUAAAGAAACUCAAGGGAAAGUACAAAGAAAACGAAGCUAUUGAGUUUUCUUUUGACCUCGUCAAAGAUGUCCCAGAAGAUGUGGCUCAGGAAAUGGUUGAGUCUGGGUAUGUGGCUGAAGGUGACCACAAGACCAUUGCGAAGGCCAUAAAGGACAGGGUGUCUCUAAUCAACCGGAAGAGAGCACAGAGGCAGCAGGUCAGAGAAAAUCAAGAGAAGAGACGUCUGGAAGAGGAGCAGCAGAAUCCGGUGCUGCCUGCUCAGCAACCAGUCCAACUACCCAGCACGGAAAUGCCUCCACCCCAGCCGGUGCCUCAGACUGUGUCUUUUAUUCCUCCACAACCAAACCAACACAAUCCACAAAUGUGUGCUCAACCUGCAUCUCAGAACCUUCCUAUUUCGAACUACAACAUUACUCAAUCAAACCAAAUGACUGGCAUGGCUCAAGUGAUCCCUUUUGUGCCCCAGUCAACUGGGCAAGUCCUAGUUCAUGGUCAGAGUAUCGCCACCAUCCAGCCGGAGUUGGAGGAACCUGAAGCCGACCAUCACAAACAGCUGCAGCACAGUGGAGGAGUUGGUCACAUUGGAGACAGACUACCUAGUUCCACCAUCCUGCCUGAGGCCCAACCUCAGCCUGGAAUACCCUACAGCUCCCCUCCCAGUCAGCACCCUCAGCCCCCAGUGUCGGGCCUGCAGACACAAAAUGAACAAAUGCAACAGCAGCAGUUGUCACUGGUUCAACCCCAGAUUCAAGGUGUCCAGCCUGAUGUUGUUCCUCUCGCACCUACAAACCAGUCUGUUCCCGGGGGACCUCAACAGUACGGAGUGUACUACCAACCAUCGCUCCCCCCUCAGAUUCCCAACCAGCAAGGGAUGAUCCCCCCAUCAUCUCAGUCAUCUGCUCCACAACAGCAACAACUGCAGCAGCAGCAACAACUGCAGCAGCAACAACAACUGCAGCAGCAGCAACAACUGCAGCAGCAACAACUGCAGCAGCAACAACUGCAGCAGCAGCAGCAACAACUGCUGCAGCAACAACAACAACAACAACAACAACAACAACAACAACACCCAGAGAGCAGCUCUUCUCUUCAGAGCUCCACUCUACCACAGGAUCAGAGUGGAGCCCAACAGCCACAGGCCUCUGUGACGGUUCCUCGGUCAACAUCAGGCGACCUGCUAGCUGGAUCUUCAGUUCUGAUUCUACCAUCUGUAGAAAGCUGCCUGUCGGAUACAGCUUCUGGUCUCAGUGACGGCAACGACGGAAGUUCAGGAGGUCGGCAUGAGGGCCGCUCACUGAAGCGUCACCAGAGACGAUCCGUGCGCAGCCGCUCCCGCCAUGAGAAGUGUGCCAAGGCCAAGCUGAACGUGCUCAGUAUCUCUAAUGUGGGGGACAGAGUUGCAGAGUGUCAGCUGGAAACCCACAACAGGAAGAUGGUCACCUUCAAAUUUGACCUUGAUGGUGAUAAUCCAGAGGAGAUCGCACAGAUCAUGGUUGAGAGUGAGUUCAUCUUGGAGUGUGAGCGGGAGUCUUUCAUCGAGCAGGUCCGUGAGGUCAUAGAAAUGGCUGACGAGAAUGGAGAAGGGAUGAAGGAAGCUUUUCCUCAGAUGAGUGACCUCCAACAUCAGCCUGCACUGUCUGUUCCCAUGCUGCAAGGUAUUUCCCCGAAUACGAUAGCGCAGGUAGUUCACUCAGCAGGACGGAGGUUCAUCGUCAGCCCGGUGCCAGAGUCUCGUCUUAAAGAGCAGUUCUUUGGAGUUUCUUCUGCUAACACAUCAUUUGGAGAUGAACCUAACUCUGCUCCCCUUGUGGCACUGGGCCUUUCUCUGUCUGCUCCAUCCGGGGUCCUCCAGCAGGCCUUCAGUAACAUUAGGCAGUCUCGUUUAGAGAGAGGCAACACGGUUGACCCCCCUUCUUCUGAGCAAGAGCCAGCCACCAUUCCGUCCACUGAGGCUGCUCUCGGCCCGAGUUCUACCAACAUCCUGGCUCCUCCGGAAGCCGUAGCUUCCACCACCAGCACUACGUUCCCUCCUGUGUCUCCCCCAUCUACUGUGACAUCCUCACUGCCUCCCUCCACUGAGAGGGUUUCCCCUCCACCUAUAACCACGCAUACCCAAUCUCCCGUUCCUGAGGCCAGUGAUCCCAGUCCACCCCCUCAGUCUUCUAGUGAAACACCCCCCUCACAAGUUCCAGCACCAGCUCCCAACAUCCCUCCCUCAUCUUCUACCAUUUCUCCUCCAUCAGCACAGACCUCCGUCCCUGCAGUCCCUGGGCCUCAGACAAGUAGUAGUUCUGUGUCUGUCUCUUCUGUUGCUGGAGUUCCAUCUACCGGUACUAGUACUCCCCCUGCUUCAGAGCAGCAGCCUUUUAAUGGUUCAUCCAUCCAUCCACCACAGCACACAACCGCCCAGCCUGUUCCCGCUUCAGCUCAGCUACCAUUCACUGCUCCGAAUCAGGUCCAAGCACAGCCAGCGGAGGCAGAGGGCGCUGAGCUCCAGUCAAAGGCCGCUGGUGGAGAUGACAUCCAAGCUCUAGAUAAGAAGCUCCGGUCCCUCUUUAAAGACCAGAACACCGCCUCAGCGUUGGAUCCUAGUCAGAACACAGGGACCUCCUCUCCUCCCACUGGGACCACUUCCCCUCCACCUGGAGCCGUCAUGGUGCCUCCAUCAAACCUUCCUCUCAAUCCUGGGUUACUAGGGAUUCUUAGCUCCAUCACCACCCCAGGACAGAGUAUGACCCCAGGAGGACAUAUCCAUACGCCCCCAACAAAGGCCAGGUCACAGACUCUACCCACUGGUUUUGACCCAGCUGCUACACCUCCCUCUGACAUCAUCCCCCCGUUUCCUGGACCAAAUCAGUCGCAUCAACCUCUGGGUAACUUGGAUGCGCAGUUGAGGAGAGCUCUGAGCCCGGAGACAGUUCAGGGGGGGAACAGCGCACCGCCUCCAGCAGCAGGUUUCACUCUGGGACGUUUCCAAGUAUCCAUUCCAGAUCCCCAUAGCGCUGUCUCCUCUUCCUCCCUCACACCGUCAUCUACCACAACCUCCUCCUCCUCCACUUCUUCCUCUUCCUCCCCCUCAAGUCCAGAAAAUACCCUCCACCGGUCAUCCGGUCUGUGUAAAGUAGUUGCUGAAACGGAUGGUGUUAGUGGAGCCUCAUCUCUCUCUGUCGGUCAGGCCGAUCAGCCCACCACCAUCGGACGCUUCCAAGUGUCUCCGAGCAGCAGUGCAACGUCCGGACCCACCAACGGCUCUCAAGUGGGACGAUUUUCAGUCACAGUGUCUGCAGCGACAGGCUCCAGCCCGUCACACGGCUCCAGCAGGCAGAACGGACCCUCGUCCUCCACCUCUGACCCACACAAUACACAUUACAGUAGUGACAAUGACGACUCGGAGACUGAGGACGAUGCUUUGCAGAAAGAAAUUGGCAAUCUUAGAGAGAAACACAUGAGCGAGAUUCAGGCCUUACAGUCGCGUCAGAAAGAGGAGAUUGAGGCUCUGUUUACGCGAAUGGGGAAAAAUGCUCCUUCCUCUGUCUGCUCUCCUGCUGCGGCCAUGGCAGGAGGUCGACGUAGGCUGAAAAGCAAAACCUACAAAUCCGGUCGCAGCAGUGGACAGCCCAGUCCCAUGCACUCAGAGUCCCCUCCAAAGCAAAGACCUCCCUCUUCAGAGGUCUCACAAGUGACAACAGAGGCGUCCCAAGCCGGUGGCGGCUCGUCCAAUCAGCAGCUCCGAUCCUCUCCGUCCAUGCCCAGCCUCAGUAGCUACGCCGCAGGAUUGAGUGGGACCAGCUCCUUAAACGGUUCAGGCCACUGUCGGAGCCAUUCAAAUUCGGUGACCCAGGGGACUGGACCCACUCCUUCUUCCUCUCAAACCCAGAAGGGUCAAGGGGUCACCUUCACUCAAGACCUGCACCAGCUGGUGGAUAACUGGGCCAGAGACGCCAUCAGCCUCUGCAAGAAAGGUCCUAAACCUGGAGCACAGGCUGCACCCGCACAUGAUAUAAUUCCCCCAGCCAACAUGGGCCGAAAAUUCUCAGCUCCAGGUUACCUCUGUCCAUCGCUGCCCACGCCUCCUAACGCCACAUCCACCACCACCACCCAGCUGCCCACCCCGGCCAAUCACUCUGCCGCUAUGGGACCCCGCAAAGGCUCCCUGGUCCCAGCUGCUCCGGGGUUUGGAUAUUCCUCUCCCCAGUACGGUGCUCCCCAGUGGGCAGGACCCACAGGCACGUGCCAGGUCGGCAUGCUUAAUCCUGCGCAGCCACUACCUACGACAGCCUCAGUGACCGCAAUGCAACAAGGCUACCACAUGGGAACCACACCAUCACCCCAGAAUCCAGUCAGCCACGGAGGGUCCAACCUUAGGCCGACGUAGCCCAGUCCGAGCCCCGGCCCGGGAGGAGACUGCAGGGCCACACGGGGCCGAGACCCAGACAGUCGCUGAUUGAGAACCACUAGCUCUCUCUGCCGGUCAGCUGGCUGUGCUUUUUUUAUUUUUUAUUUCUUUUAUCAUUUUGUGUUAUGAGUCGACCCGUGUCCUCUCAGGCAGAACAAACAUCUGUUAUUGGAGGGAGAGUGCAAUACACACCCACAGCACAUGAGUCCCACACUUAGCCUGCCAUUAGCUGUGGAAAUGAGCCGUGAGAAGUGAGGUGGUUGUGUCUGGUGAUGUCACGACCCAGAGGCACAGCCGACAGCAGCCAAAGAUGUCUUUCUGCGAGCGGACGCUGUAACGUCGUGAUUUCUUUUUGAAGAGGGAUACCGGUGCACAUCCUUACUGGUCCUGUCUUCACUGAGGACAGUUUACACCACAACACAACACACCUGACUAAACAUUGACCUGGUUGAGUGACUUGGGGUGGUAGGUUAUGUCGUCUCAGAGAGUGAGGGGCGAAUGUGAGUGUACAGGAAGUGGAAGAUACGAGUGGGACAGUUGGUUUGUUCCAGUCGGAGCAGUAAGAAGAAGCGAGGAGGAGAAGAAAGACAUAGUACGUCAGGCUGGAGUGGAACGGAGAGGGUCGGAGUAGGAACACCUCCCAGAUGGAGUAAACGCAAUAAUGGCAAAGAGUAGAUGAACUGUCCCUUGUAACUGUGGCCUUAAUCCCCAAACACAUUAAAACUUUGUACAUAGAUAUUUCUUCACUGGGUUAUGAUUCCAUGUUUAGCAUAUUUAUGUCCCUGUGAGAGUCUGUGUGAUUUGAGUUGUCUCUGAUCAGAUACAUUUAUUAUCAUAAUGAAUUAUUCUUCACGUCUGUCAGGUAUGCCGGUGGGUCUGCCACAUGGAAGAGCGUUGUCCUGGUGUUGACCGCCACUCGAAGCUGGAAGCUGAAGAGGUGAUGCUGCUGUAGAUCACAGUCUGGGUAGUGGGGGUUUGCAGGGUGAUACGUUAUUUUUAUUUACACAGGAAUGAAACCUUGUCGAGAAUCUUAAGUUGACACAUGGAACCGCUUCAUUUAGUGUUUAGCUCUGCGAUAAAUCAUGUAGAACGAUACAGUUUUGGUUUAUUAAUUGUAAUAUUUGUAAUUUUCUGGGUGGGGCGGGGGGGCCUCAACCUCCCGACUCCACCCAGGUGUUUACAAAGAUCAUGCACAUCUCUAGAUUAACAGGUCGUCACAUUUAAUAUAUUUAGCCGCCACCUCUCAAAUCACAAGUGUCUGGGGUUCUCUUCCUGUGGUCUGUUUUUGUAUGCGUUAUUUAAUAAAACAAACAAAUGUUCUUUAUGGACCUGUAUUCAGCCAUCAGAUUUUGAUGUUGUUUCACUGUAAUUAUUAUUAAAAGGUUGUUAAACAACACGUAGUUAAAGGAAUAUAAAAAGUGCAAUUGCAGGGUUGUUGUUAUUGGUAUUCUACUCACCACGCAGGAGUAAAUCCUGGGGUUUAUUAAGCUCAUCAUCUAUGACUGCCCUGCCCCCCCCACCCUUUUCUAUUUUAUUGUAUAUACGUUCAUGUGAGGAAAGUGCUUUCACGUAACGCUCGACCCACUCUACAUGCACACGCACUCUAACCUGUAAACAUGAGGGACACUUUAGUGCCUUGCAUCCUCACUAUUGACAAGUUCCAGAUUCAUUUAGUCCUGUUGCAUCUGUGACUGUGCUGCAGAAAAACUUAACCUGUAAACACAACCGGACACACAACUCAAGAGGAUGUAACACUCUGAAACCAUGGACCAGACACACACACACACACACACACACGCAGAACAAAGAGCACACUGACUAAUGUGGAAACCAAUUUUUUUUUCUCUCUCUACAGUUACAUUUUGUGUUGGUUGUGUAAUCAGCUGUGAAUUUAUAUUAGGCUCAUGCGUACAUGUUUUGGCCGGCAUUUAUUUCUGUGGAUUUAUCAUUAAAAACUGUUUCGUGGAAGCACUUGUUCAGGCAGCGAGCGCUGUAUAAAGGUUCAGAAUUCUUCAAGCUCUUUUCGUCUCCUCACCUCACGGUUGCCAUGCUGUCAUUGUGACUCCUUUGCCUGCUUGUAGAUUGGAUGAAUAGUAAAACUUCUCUAGAGAAAAAAUAAGUUACUGCAAUGCAGAAUAUGCAAUGUUUAAAGUUUUAUAAGGGCCGAGGGGUAAUGGAAACAUUUGCAUGCUGAUGAGGGUUGUUACUGACUUCAGUGUUUUUGAUAUUGGAAUAUUAGUGAUCUUUUUAUUAUUAUUUGCCUUCCUGAGUCAUCACAAAGUGUUGACACCUUAAAUUGCCACUCACCAAUAUCACAGAUACAUUAUCAGAUGAUCCGCAUAUGAGUUCUGCAUGCUGGCUUCACUGGUGUGUCCUCUUACAACUGGCCACUGUACAGCACAAGCUCACAACAAAGCUUUAGGUCCAUAUGCUACUAUGUAACAGUCACAGAGCUCCAUCAGUACUGUGUGAAGCUGCUGACACACAGUGAUGUUUGUCAAAUUCUUAUCUCUGAUCCCUCCCUACAGACGUCCUGUGAUUCAGUGUCUGUUUUGUGUAUGUUUUUCCACAUUGUACAAAAUGUAAAAACAAAUAAAAAUAUCAAUGAAA
Messenger RNA from Limanda limanda (common dab), 9215 nucleotides. RefSeq names its product serine/threonine-protein kinase WNK1-like. Bases 651 to 6584 code for a protein of 1977 amino acids. Gene Ontology annotation, biological process: positive regulation of potassium ion import across plasma membrane; negative regulation of sodium ion transport; intracellular signal transduction. The record is from RefSeq and is a predicted model, not a curated record. Gene Ontology annotation, molecular function: ATP binding; potassium channel inhibitor activity; chloride channel inhibitor activity. NCBI's taxonomy places the organism in Eukaryota, Metazoa, Chordata, Actinopteri, Pleuronectiformes, Pleuronectidae. Gene Ontology annotation, cellular component: cytosol; cytoplasm. The transcript is spliced from 28 exons.